GACAGAAGCAAGCUGGCAAAACCGCUUGAUCUGGGGAAUUACUGUACACGAGAACCGAGGAAGACCAGGGCACUUCUUGAACGAACUUACAUUUUGUUUUUCCCCUUCUCCCUGUUUAAAUUAAAUUUAAACAGUGCGGGGGAAUGCGAAGACCUCCGUGAUCGGAAAAGAAAAAAAAGGAAAAAGAAAAACUUUUAAGGGGAACUUUUAAGAGCCUCGGCAAAAACGAGAAACUUUAUACAAUAUGCUUUGGUCUUUAUUUAUUCUUAUAAAUAAGCUCGCGCCUCUGACUGUGACUAUGACUGCUCAGUCGUGAAGCUCUGGUUAGGGUUUUGGGGGGCGAGAUAACGGCGACCUGGACACUCCCAAAAGAAACCUAAAAGAAAUGCAAAUCCUAUCAGGUAAUUAAUACAAACUAACAGUUUUAAAGAUACGCACCGUAGCUGUGAUGAACCACUGGAUGGGCACGCAUCCGUUGGAUCCAGCUAUUAACAUUUUGGACAGAGGAGAGUUGUGCGCCCGGGCUGCCAUGACAUAACGGGACACUUGGAAAAUCAGCGGUGCUGAAUAUUUCUGGAUUUGCGUUCAUUGGUUGAGCGCGGGAUCUUCAACUCUAACCAAAUCACCCAAAGGGCUUGAGAGCUAAUUUAGUUUCUUUUUUUUGUGCUCCUUACUCCCUCCGAGAGUUUGAUGGUGGAGAUAUGGGAUGACUGGAGGCGGGGGUGCAGCUGAGCUGAGAUCCAGGCCAGGGACAAUGUUUGCGCCCGGCGUUGGCAUCCUUGUGCUGUCGGGGCGUCUGGUACUGAUGCUGCUGCUGCUGUCCUCCUCGGACCCGAGGCUGUGCCAGGCUUGCUCCGGGCUGCUCGCCUCCACCAGCGGCUGCAGCUGCACGGACGAGCGCACCAAAGCGCACAGCGUCCAGGCCGUGGGGAGAAGGGUCAGCUGCAGCAAAGAGGAGCUGCUGGAACUGCCGGAUGCCAGCUUGCUCCCCAACAGAACCAUCACUCUGAUAUUGAGCCACAACAAAAUCAGAAUUCUGAGAAAUGGAUCCUUCAUUGGACUUAACUCUUUGGAGAAGCUGGAUCUCAAGCACAACUUAAUCAGCACUAUCAUGCCAGGAGCCUUCCAGGGUCUGUCUGAGCUUCGGAAACUCGACCUCUCCAACAACCGCGUUGGCUGUCUGAGUGCAGACAUGUUCCAGGGGCUGACCAAUCUCACUAAACUGAACCUCUCUGGAAACAUCAUAUCGACUCUGAAUCCAGGAGUGUUCGAGGAGCUGCCUUCUCUCAAGCUGGUGAACUUCAACUCAGACUACCUGUCAUGUGACUGUGGGCUGCGCUGGGUUCCAAGCUUCUUUCGCAGCAGUUCAGCCCGGUUGGGGGAUGAAACCCUGUGUGCUUACCCCAGGACCCUCAGGAGAAAGCCCUUGCGUGGACUAAAGGAAAGCCAGCUGAAUUGUGAUGGUCCACUGGAGCUGCACACCAUGUCACUGCUGCCGUCCCAGCGUCAGGUGGUCUUUAAAGGUGACCGGCUGCCCUUCCACUGCACCGCAGCCUUGGUAGACAAGAUCACCGCCUUACACUGGCGUCAUGAAGGUCGAGUGGUGACCUCUGACCAAGACAUGGGUUACCAGCUGGAAGACAGUGUGGUGCACGACUGCACCUUCAUCACCAGUGAACUUAUCCUAUACAAUGUCCCUGUGGACGCCAGUGGAAAGUGGGAGUGUGUGGUUACAACUGGGCGGGGCAACACUUCUCACACUGUGGAAAUAGUGGUGCUGGAGAACAGUGCCUCCUUCUGUCCAGAGGAUAAAGUUGUCAAUAACCGUGGAGAGUUCAGGUGGCCAAGAACUCUUGCAGGCAUUACUUCUCAUCAGUACUGUCUGCAGCUGCGCUACCCCUCCCUGUCUGUGGAGGAGGGGAUGGAGCAGAAGAAAGCCUCUCGACACUGUGACCGCUCGGGAAAGUGGCAAGAGGGUGACUACUCAGACUGUCACUACACCAAUGGUAUCACCCGUGUCCUCCAUACCUUCAUCCUGAGACCCAUCAAUGCAUCCAAUGCUGUCACCGUAGCGCAUCAAGUGCGCACAUACACUCUAGAGGCUGAUGGUUUCACAGACUCUGUUGAUGUGCUAUACGUGGCACAGAUUAUGGAAAAGUUUAUGGAAUAUGUCAGUCACUUGCGAGAGUUGUCAGAGGUGAUGGUUGAGAUGGGCAGUAACCUGAUGCAGGUGGAUGACCAGAUCCUUGCACAAGCCCAGAGAGAAAAGAAAGCCUGCAGCUCCAUUGUGUAUUCUCUAGAAACGCUGGCCUGGCCUCAGUUACACAGUCAUGCUCAAGACGUCUCCAUGGUGUCUAAGAACAUUGUGAUGGAGGCCCACCUAAUUCGACCAGCCCACUUCACUGGUAUGACCUGCACUGUCUAUCAGCGUCGUAGCUUGUCGUUGGAGAUGUCAGAGUCUGCCCAUGAACCACAGCUACAUUUCCGCUGUAGCACCGGCUCCCAUAAUACCUCCCUCAACAAUUUUCCCUUAAAGAAUUCAGUAGCCCUGGCCUCUGUGAGUCUUCCAGCUACGCUGUUUCCUCCUGAUGCUGCUUCAGAUUGUAAACUACAGUUUGUAGCCUUCCGAACAGGGAGCUUCUUUCCUCUGAACACAAACUCUAAUAACACCGUUGAACACUCCCGUAGACGAAGUGUCAAUACACCCGUCAUCUUUGCAGGCCUUGCAGAUGGUUGCAGCAUGUGGAACCACUCUGAGCCCAUCUGGGUGUCCCUGCGCCACUUGUCCCCUGGCACUGAUGCAGUGCCAGCCCAAUGGAGCCUCAAGGGACUGAAGAAGCAGGGAAUCUGGAGCCAGGAGGGCUGUCAACUUGUCCACAGUGACAGCAGCACGUCCACGAUGCGCUGCUCUCUACUCAGCAACUAUGCUGUGUUACAAGAAGUACCCAAUUACUCCGAUUCCAACCCAAAUGCUGUGAGAGUGCUACACCCUGUGGUCUAUGCCUGCACUGCAGUGCUGCUCCUUUGCCUCUUCACAAUUAUCAUUACGCACAUACUUCAUCACAGCUCAAUUCACAUAUCAAGAAAAAGUUGGCACACAUUGCUGAAUACCUGUUUCCACAUUGCCAUGACAACAGCAAUCUAUGCAGGAGGCAUAAGUUCAACCAGCUACACUGUGGUUUGUCAGGCGGUGGGCAUUGCUCUACAUUAUUCCUCACUAUCAACGCUUCUGUGGAUUGGAGUCAGUGCGAGGGUCAUUUACAAGGAAACUGUGUGGAGAAUUCCACGGCAGACAGAUGGAGAGUCUCCUGCUCCACCUACUCAGCGACCUAUGCUCAGGUUCUAUUUGAUAGCAGAUGGAGUCCCACUUAUUAUUUGUGGGAUCACUGCGGCUGUCAAUGUCAACAACUACGGAGACAACAGCCCUUACUGCUGGCUGGUCUGGCGCUCCAGUCUGGGGUCCUUCUUUGUCCCUGCUGGAUUAGUGGUGUUGGUGACCUGGAUUUAUUUCCUGUGUACUGUGUUUCGCCUGAGGCACCGCAUGGCCAAAGAAUGCACAGGACCCACCCUGUCCUCUCCUGGGACCGAGAACCAUCCUGCACUGGCAGGAAGCACCAGCUUGCUCUCCACUGACUCUGCUGUGGGACCUAUAACCCCAGUUGUGCCUCCAGAGGAUCAGUACUCACUGAAGACACAGUUCUCUGUGCUGGUAGCCACCCACUUCCUGUUUGUGGCCCUGUGGUGUUGUGGAGCCAUGGCAAUGUGGCUCACAGGCCACACCAGCUUGUUGUUCAGUUGUCUCUAUGGGAUAAUUGCCACAGUUUUAGGGGUGUUUUUGGUGGUUCACCAUUGCUUCAGACGACUGGAUGUGCAAGCAUCAUGGCUGGGUUGUUGCCCAGGGUAUCACCAUUCCCAUCCCAUGUCUUCUUAUGCACACACCUGCACCACAGGGAGUGCAGUGCAGACUUCUGAGCAGGGAUCCCAGCUAUAUGUCAAUUGCAAUCCACCUGCUGACUCUCACAACUCCUCAUCAGCCAGGUCGUCAUCCACACCGAGUGGGAUCAGCAGCGUUAGUCCGGGGCCUUGUAAACUCACCAACUUGUUGCAGGUGUCACAAGACAAUUCAAACAAUACUUCCCGUGUCCCUACAGGCAACAACACGAGCACCAGCACUGACAACAUCACCAAGCCAUCAAAUAAUAUUCUGCCUGCUAUCAAUUCUGCCGCCCCAGUUCAUGCCCAGAGAAGAAAAAUUAGCAGCAGAACUAAACAAGGAAGUAGUCAGUAUUAUCAUCGGGGUGAGGGCAGGGGCCACUAUCGUCUCAAAGCUCUAAGGACUGCUGCGGGUGGGGGCAGUCUUGGAGCUUUAGGCCCCACAGGUUUAGAGAACCUCAGUUCAUCACAUGCUGUUUAUAAACAAGCCACAAGUGAGAAUGGUAGCAUCCACCACAGCCUCUCAGAGAACCAGGCCAGCCUACUAACCAACGGGAAGCGAGUAGGAGAGACAGUGGCCACCAGCCCCUCAGAGGGAAGCGACGGGGGCAGCAGCGGGAGCCGCAAACCUUUCCCUCUUCUACCAUCUGUGGCCAACAGAAUGGCCAUGCACGGUGCUCAGCGGCGAAGCUCCAGCAGAGACAAUUUGAAAGCGGCUUCAUCCGCGGAUCGAGAAACAAAGCGCGGUUCCUACCCUUUGAACAGUGUCACUACCACCGUGCCGGGGGCUGCUGCUCCAAAUGGCACUCUGAGAACCUCAGUGCUCGAGCUAGAGCAGGACAUGAGUGGCACAGACCAGUCCCAGAGCUCUGUGGGAAUGAAGAGUGGUUUGUGGAAAAGUGAAACCACAGUGUAGACUAUACUUUCCGCUGAACAUCUAUGCAUGACUGUAAUGAAAUAAGGGGGUUAUGUUUUAAUGGUCUCUAAAUAAUUAUGUAAUUUAAGAUAUAAUAUCACAAAGGCAUCCAGGACUUUAGACUGGUACUCUUGCCUCUGUAGCAAUAUUAAUUUUGCUGUGAAAUAAUAAGGCAGGUUUUUUUAUUUGUAAUAAUUGUCAUUUUCAAGCAUAAGAUAAGCAUUUAUAUUAUUCACCUUACAAAAAUGUACAAGAUAUUUCUAAAGUUGGCAUAUAAUGUUGAUUUUGGAUGUCUAAUGAAAGCUUUAUUGUUUUAGAUGUAAUUUUUCUAUGCAUAUCAACUAUAGCAUGAAAUGGAGUGCAAAAAGGUCCAUUUCCAAAGUACAGCUGCAUGCAUUUAAUCUAAGGGCAACCUUUCACCCUUAUGUUUCCUUCAAGUGAUUGUUUUAAUGCGCUCAUGUAUGCACUUGUAUGUUUUCUGUGUGUAUAUGUAUGUAUGUGUGUGUGUGUGUGUGUUUGUGUGUAUAAUGUAUGUACACACAAUGAGACAGGACUUCUAUGAGUUUGGCUGUACAGAAUCUCUAAGUGAAUUAAAAAUGCUAUGUGAGACUUU
Messenger RNA from Cololabis saira (Pacific saury), 5462 nucleotides. It is a transcript of the gene adgra2, whose product is annotated as adhesion G protein-coupled receptor A2. Lineage: Eukaryota; Metazoa; Chordata; Actinopteri; Beloniformes; Belonidae. Gene Ontology annotation, biological process: sprouting angiogenesis; central nervous system development; cell surface receptor signaling pathway. The transcript has 19 exons. Gene Ontology annotation, cellular component: plasma membrane; Wnt signalosome. Gene Ontology annotation, molecular function: protein binding; G protein-coupled receptor activity. The record is from RefSeq and is a predicted model, not a curated record. Bases 707 to 4849 code for a protein of 1380 amino acids.